Colletotrichum gloeosporioides is the source of this 1308-nucleotide messenger RNA. RefSeq lists its product as uncharacterized. The record is from RefSeq and is a predicted model, not a curated record. Lineage: Eukaryota; Fungi; Ascomycota; Sordariomycetes; Glomerellales; Glomerellaceae. Bases 1 to 1308 code for a protein of 435 amino acids. The transcript is spliced from 3 exons. Gene Ontology annotation, biological process: DNA-templated transcription. Gene Ontology annotation, molecular function: zinc ion binding; DNA binding.
AUGAACUGUUCCGACAGUGCUCGAACUACGGAAGCCGCAUCAUGGAGCGAGACUCAGGUCGAAUUUCGGCCAUCGCCUCUGGUUUCAGCCGACCUGUUCAGACGAUAUCUGGACGUUUACUUCAUACGAAAAUAUCCCAUCACGCCCAUAUUGGAUCGCAGUUGCAUGGAAGAAUGCGUCUCGACUUAUUCCGAGUCACCCGAAAAGUAUGGGUUGUUGACAUCGUGCUGUGCAACUAUAGCUUUGGAUUCAGAAGUAUUGCUGUUAUCGUCUGCUCAACUCAGCGUAAUUCUUCCAACACCCGAAUUCUUCGUACAAGAAACGCUCCGUGCAAGACGGCACAUUCAUCUUGCCGAGAGUCUAUCCCUCACGCACAUCUACACGUCAUUCUUUCUCUCGCAUGCUUUCUUCUGUCUCAAUAAUGGGAACGCCGCGUGGGUUUACCUCAGAGAGUCUGUUACAAUUCUGCAAACGCUCCGGCUCCACGAAGAAGCAACAUACAGCGAAAUCAGAGAUCAGACCGUGGCUACAUAUGCUCGACGGAUGUUUUGGACACUCUUCGUCACGGAACGGUCCUUCACAAUACAGCGAGAAAGACCUCUAACGCUACUACCCACGAUAAACCUGCCCGAAGUCGACCCUCUUAGUCCUGACGCCGAGAUUCUGGCAGGAUUUCUUGAUCUUGUUUCGCUUUUUCUUCCAUUUGAUUUCGACUUUAUCACCACUAUGAACCUACCUAUUUCUCCGGCGUUGAAAACGGCAAAGGCAGGGCAAUUCAGGCGGCUGCAAGACAGACUGUCGAUUUGUCUCGCCAAAAUAUCGCACUAUCCCGAGGCACAGCAAGCAGACUUACUAGUCACACGAGAGUGGCUCAAGAUCAUCGUCUGGAAGAUUUGCGUGUCAAAAUCCCUACUAUCAAGCAGCACAAAUAGUAGAGAUAGCAUGUCGCUUGGCUAUCCUUCGUCGAUAGCCCGCGAAACCGUGCUCAUUUCUCGUCUACUGCCGUCAAAGGCCUUUGAGGCCAACGGAGUUGCCAUUUUAGAGAAAGUAUUUGACGUGGGAUGUUCACUAGCUGACGUUCUUUCACUUAAUCCACAUCCGCCAAGCAGUGUGUGGUCAGCAAUGGACGUUGGCCCAAUCGAUGUCUUGGUGGAAAUUGUCAGAGUAGCAGGCACAAAAUUCGGCGAUGGCUACCAGCAUCUGCGAAUACUGGUAGAUAAGACAUAUCGCUGUGUGCUGAUGAAUGUUGAUAGAAGUCUACCCUUGCCAACAAAUGCAUCACGAGUAGAAGCAGAAGAGAUAGACUGA